CUAAACGCGCGCCGCCGAGACGCAGCCGGGCUCUCAGAUGCUCCCUACGUCUUCCCAAAUGUGAUGGAGGCUCCUUUUCGCGCGCUGCCUCCCAGCCCUCUCAAAGUUGGUCCUCCCGUUCGAGCCUCUCGGCGUUCCAUUGGAAUGACUCCUGCCUCCCGGCCCCUUCUCCGGAAUGGAUUGCUCAGACUGCCGCCGGGGCUGUAACUGCGCAGGCGUGAGAGCAGCCAACCCGGAAGGCGGAAGAGCCGGGUCUGGACGCCAUUGGGAGGGCCGGGGGCGGAGGCUGUGUUAACCAAUGAUCUGACGGGGAAGGGAGGGGCGGGAUGAGGCCCGCAGUUGCUAAGCGCUACCGUAGUGGGAGGUGAUUUAAGAGAUGGGGUGAAGGGUGGUCCAGGGCCCUUACGUCACUGAUUCGAGCCCGCGGAAGUUAAGCAGUGGGGAGGCGGGCCUGGGACAGGAAGCAGGAAGGAGGGCGCAGGAAGUGGGGCCCGCAGCCAGGCGUCCUGUCGGUCCGUGGGUCUGUCGGUCCCGAGGGCAGUAUGGAGAAGCUGCGGCUCCUCAGUCUUCGCUACCAGGAGUACGUGACUCGUCACCCAGCCGCCACGGCCCAGCUGGAGACGGCAGUGCGGGGCCUCAGUUACCUCCUGGCAGGUCGCUUCGCGGAAUCGCAUGAGCUGUCAGAGUUGGUGUACUCUGCCUCCAACCUGCUUGUGCUGCUCAAUGACGGCAUCCUAAGGAAGGAGCUGCGAAAAAAGCUGCCCGUGUCGCUGUCCCAGCAGAAGCUGCUGACAUGGCUGAGUGUGCUGGAGUGUGUGGAGGUGUUCAUGGAGAUGGGGGCCGCCAAGGUGUGGGGCGAAGUGGGCCGUUGGCUCGUUAUCGCCCUCAUCCAGCUGGCCAAGGCUGUACUGCGGAUGUUCCUGCUGAUCUGGUUCAAGGCUGGCCUCCAGACCUCACCCCCCAUCGUCCCGCUGGACAGGGAGGCCCAGGCACAGCCCCCGGAUGGUGACAACAGCUCUGGCAGCCAGGAGCAGUCGUAUGUGGGAAAGCGGUCUAACCGAGUCCUGCGAACCCUCCAGAAUACCCCAUCCCUGCACUCAAGGCACUGGGGAGCCCCCCAGCAGCGGGAGGGAUGGAAGCAUCAGCACCAGGAGGAGCUGAGUGUCACCCCCACCCCACUGGGACUGCAGGAGACCAUCGCUGAGUCCUUGCAUAUUGCCCGGCCCCUGCUGCACUUGCUUAGUCUGGGCCUAUGGGGUCAGAGGUCGUGGGCACCCUGGCUCCUGUCUGGCGUCGUGGAUGUGACCAGCUUGAGUCUCCUGAGUGACAGGAAGAACCUGAAUCGGAGGGAGCAGCUGGAGUUGCGGCGGCGGACCAUCCAGCUGCUCUACUACCUGCUGCGCUCCCCGUUCUACGACCGCUUCUCUGAAGCCAGAAUCCUCUUCCUGCUCCAGCUGCUGGCCAACCACGUCCCGGGCAUUGGCCUGGUUGCGAGACCGCUCAUGGAUUACUUGCCCACUUGGCAGAAAAUUUAUUUCUACAGUUGGGGUUGACCGUCGUCCCGGGGGUGGGGCACAGGGAGGGGCAAGGUGGCAUGCUCCACUGUGGUGGGCAGGGCGUGUGUCGCCCCUUCAGUCCCCUGGGCCCCUCUCUCUUAAUAAAACUGACUUUGGCAGUGUCCAUGCCUAUGACCUCUCCGUGCUCACGCCCAGGGUGCCGGGCGCUCCUCCCUUGCCAGGCCUGGUGCACAGCCCCGGUCACCAGAGCUCCCCUGACGCCUGCCAGCUGUGACGACACCCUCUGGUGAUGGCGCCUCUGCAGCUGUGCCUCGUCACUGGAAGCUCCGCUAGGACUGGGACCCAUCUUCCUCAGCACAGAAAGCCGGGGUUGGCCCUCGUGGAGCAUGGGGUGCUCCUGCCGUGGCAACAGGGGGUAACUGCUGCUUCAUCGGUCCCGUGACUGAACCCAGGCCCUGGGUAGCCGCUGCUCCUCAGCUGGUGACUUGCGGCCGCAGCUGUGCUCUGCUCCUUCUGCAGGGCCUGUUGCUUUGGCCCGGGACUGCCUGCCAGACUCUCUUGGGUAGAGCCUGGUGAAUGGAGGGGGAGGUGGGGGUGCUGUGUGCCAUGGUACCUCAAGCCCUAAACCUAAGAGUAAAGGCUUUUCUCCCAUUGGGAAGGACUCCGGUAUCAGCCACCGUGAGGCCAACACCCAGGGGGUGAUGAAGGCUGUGGAGCCUGAGGGGCUCUGGGAGAAAACUGGUGCAGGUUUGGGGGGCAUAAGGUGAGCUAGCCCCCUUAUUCUCUGUGCCAGUUCCUCAGUGGCCAAGUCUGCCGAGAGCCAGGCAGGGGGGUGGGGCCUCACGAGGAGCUCAGACUGGCCACAGGCUGACCUUUCUCCCUGGUCUUCUCCCUCCUCAGCCCCUGCCCUGCACGCUCUGCUCUGAACAGGCCGCGCUCCUGCUGAGCUGCCAGCUUGGCGGCAGACCUAGUGAGUUGUGAGAAGGCACAGUCUACAGCAGCGCCCAUUGGGCCUCUCGCCUCCCAGGCUCCCAAGGGCCUCCCUGGUACUGCUUCCCCAGCGUGUCUAAGAAGCCCACCCAGGGCCUUGGCUGGGUGGUGGAGGUUCCGAAAGUUGGGGCGGCCACAGCUUCCGGUGAGUCUAGCACAUGCGGGGCACCUGCCCUGCUGCUGUGUUCCGGGUGUUCAGAAAGCGGGGCACCAUUGCUUCCCCCAGGCUCUCACUGGUCAGUGGAGGUGUGUGAAUCCAUGCAGUGCACUGGGCCUGGGAAAUAGGGAGUCGU
Molecule: messenger RNA, 2800 nt
Organism: Talpa occidentalis (Iberian mole)
Lineage: Eukaryota; Metazoa; Chordata; Mammalia; Eulipotyphla; Talpidae
Gene: PEX16
Product: peroxisomal biogenesis factor 16
Exons: 11
Coding region: 543-1553 (336 amino acids)
Biological process (GO): peroxisome organization
Cellular component (GO): peroxisomal membrane
Source: RefSeq, a predicted model, not a curated record